AGCCCGUGACGCUGCGUUGAGCCGAGCUCAGAGGAGACGAGGGGCACUCGCGCUGCCGCCCCCGCCUCGCGCACCCUGCGCCCCACUUCCAGGGCAGCCACUUGGAAACAGCCCCCUUGCCUCUCCCAGCGCUGUCCCAGGCAGGCUGGGAAGCGAGCGGCCGACAAGUUUGGGCGCGCGCGGGCGGCGGGCCGCUGGCACCGUGCGCCCCGGGAGGGGCGGCCGCCGCUCCAGGCUCGGCGUCCCGGGCGCACUUUGGCUAUGGAUUCUCCCGUGCGACGGCGGCUGCACCUUCGCUCCCGCCGCCUCCUGCUUCUUGUCUCCGGACUCCUACUGCCUCUCUGCGGCGCCUUCAACCUAGAUGUGGACAGUCCCGCCGAGUACUCUGGCCCGGAGGGAAGUUACUUCGGCUUCGCGGUAGAUUUCUUCGUGCCCAGCGCGUCUUCUAGGAUGUUUCUUCUAGUGGGAGCUCCCAAAGCAAACACUACCCAGCCUGGGAUUGUAGAAGGAGGGCAAGUACUCAAAUGUGACUGGUCUUCUAGCCGCCGGUGCCAACCAAUUGAAUUUGAUGCAACAGGCAACAGAGAUUAUGCCAAGGAUGAUCCAUUGGAGUUUAAAUCGCACCAGUGGUUUGGAGCAUCUGUGAGGUCAAAACAGGAUAAAAUUUUGGCCUGUGCUCCCUUGUACCACUGGAGGACUGAGCUGAAACAGGAGAGAGAGCCUGUUGGAACUUGCUUUCUUCAAGAUGGAACAAAGACUGUUGAGUAUGCUCCAUGCAGGUCAAAAAAUAUUGAUGCUGAUGGACAGGGAUUUUGUCAAGGAGGAUUCAGCAUUGAUUUUACUAAAGCUGACAGAGUACUUCUUGGUGGUCCCGGUAGUUUUUAUUGGCAAGGUCAGCUUAUCUCGGAUCAAGUGGCAGAAAUUGUAUCUAAAUAUGACCCCAAAGUUUAUAGCAUCAAGUAUAAUAAUCAGUUAGCCACUCGGACUGCACAAGCAAUUUUUGAUGACAGUUAUUUGGGUUACUCAGUGGCUGUCGGAGAUUUCAACGGUGAUGGCAUAGAUGACUUUGUUUCGGGAGUUCCAAGAGCAGCAAGGACUCUGGGCAUGGUUUAUAUUUAUGAUGGGAAAAACAUGUCCUCUUUGCACAAUUUUACUGGUGAGCAGAUGGCUGCAUAUUUCGGAUUUUCUGUCGCUGCCACUGACAUUAAUGGGGAUGAUUAUGCAGAUGUGUUUAUUGGAGCACCACUUUUCAUGGAUCGAGGCUCUGAUGGCAAACUCCAAGAGGUGGGGCAGGUCUCCGUGUCUCUGCAGAAAGCUUCCGGAGAAUUCCAGACUACAAAACUGAACGGGUUUGAGGUCUUUGCACGGUUUGGCAGUGCCAUAGCUCCUUUGGGAGAUCUGGACCAGGAUGGCUUCAAUGAUAUUGCAAUUGCUGCUCCCUAUGGGGGUGAAGAUAAAAAAGGAAUUGUUUAUAUUUUCAAUGGAAGAUCAACGGGCUUGAACACAGUGCCAUCUCAGAUCCUCGAAGGGCAGUGGGCUGCACAGAGCAUGCCACCAAGCUUUGGCUAUUCCAUGAAGGGAGCCACAGACAUAGACAAGAAUGGAUAUCCAGACUUAAUUGUAGGAGCUUUUGGUGUAGAUCGAGCUGUGUUAUACAGGGCCAGACCUGUUAUCACCGUAAAUGCUGGCCUUGAAGUAUACCCUAGCAUUUUAAAUCAAGACAAUAAAACCUGCCCAUUGCCUGGGACAGCUCUCAAAGUUUCCUGUUUUAAUGUCAGGUUCUGUUUAAAGGCAGAUGGCAAAGGAGCACUUCCAAGGAAACUUAACUUCCAGGUGGAGCUUCUUUUGGAUAAACUCAAGCAAAAGGGAGCAAUUCGGCGAGCACUGUUUCUCCAUAACAGGUCCCCGGGUCACUCCAAGAACAUGACAAUUUCUAGAGGGGGACAGAUGCAGUGUGAAGAGCUGAUAGCAUAUCUGCGGGAUGAAUCUGAAUUUAGAGACAAACUUACUCCAAUUACUAUUUUUAUGGAGUAUCGGUUGGAUUAUAGAACGGCCGCUGAUGCCACAGGCUUGCGUCCCAUCCUGAACCAGUUCACCCCUGCUAACCUCAGUCGACAGGCUCAUAUUCUACUUGACUGUGGUGAAGACAAUGUCUGUAAACCCAAACUAGAAGUUUCUGUAAAUAGUGAUCAAAAGAAGAUCUAUAUUGGAGACGACAACCCUCUCACAUUGAUUGUUAAGGCUCAGAAUCAAGGAGAAGGUGCCUAUGAAGCUGAGCUCAUCAUUUCCAUGCCACCGCAGGCUGAUUUCAUUGGGGUUGUCCGAAACAGUGAAGACUUAGCAAGACUUUCCUGUGCAUUUAAGACAGAAAACCAAACCCGCCAAGUGGUAUGUGACCUGGGGAACCCAAUGAAGGCUGGAACUCAACUCUUAGCUGGUCUUCGAUUCAGUGUUCACCAGCAAUCAGAGAUGGAUACUUCUGUGAAAUUUGAUUUACAAAUCCAAAGCUCUAAUCUUUUUGACAAAGUAAGCCCAGUUGUAUCUUACAGAGUUGACCUUGCUGUUAUAGCUGCUGUUGAGAUAAGAGGAGUCUCAAGUCCUGAUCAUAUCUUUCUUCCGAUUCCAAAUUGGGAGCACAACGAGAACCCUGAGACUGAAGAAGAUGUUGGACCAGUUGUUCAGCACAUUUAUGAGCUGAGAAACAAUGGUCCCAGUUCAUUCAGCAAAGCCAUGCUAAAUCUUCAGUGGCCUUAUAAAUAUAACAACAACACUUUGUUGUACAUCCUUCAUUAUGACAUCGAUGGGCCAAUGAACUGUACUUCAGAUAUGGAGAUCAACCCUUUGAGAAUCAAGAUCUCAUCUUUGCAAACAGCUGAGAAGAAUGACACAAUUGCUGGGCAAGGUGACCGGAACCAUCUCAUCACAAAGCGAGAUCUCGCCCUUAGUGAAGGAGAUGUUCACACUUUGGGUUGUGGAAUUGCUCAGUGCUUGAGGAUUGUCUGCCAGGUUGGGCGACUAGACAGAGGCAAGAGUGCAAUCCUGUAUGUGAAGUCUUUACUGUGGACUGAGACCUUUAUGAAUAAGGAAAACCAGAAUCAUUCAUAUUCUCUGAAGUCAUCUGCUUCAUUUAAUGUCAUAGAGUUUCCUUACAAAAACCUUCCAAUUGAGGAUAUCUUCAACUCUACAUUAGUUACCACUAAUGUCACCUGGGGCAUCCAGCCAGCUCCCAUGCCUGUGCCUGUGUGGGUGAUCAUUUUAGCAGUUCUGGCAGGAUUGCUGUUGCUGGCUGUCUUAGUUUUCGUAAUGUACAGGAUGGGCUUUUUUAAACGUGUUCGGCCACCUCAAGAAGAACAGGAAAGGGAACAGCUUCAACCUCAUGAAAAUGGUGAAGGAAACUCAGAAACUUAACUGUGAUUUUUAAGUUAUACUGCAUCCCAGAUCACUAGAAUUACCAGAUUGAUUGUAGAGUUCAAUUUCCUUCAUGAGGAAUAAAAUUAUAAGACUUCUGCUGAAGGUACUCAGUGACUUCCGUCUAACCACAAAAUUGAGAGCAAUAUUUGUUGGCCUUCUCUUUAUAAGUAAGUUCAGACAGGUUAAUACACAUACAUUGCCCUAGAUAUUUAAAUAAUAAAAUUUCACAUGAUGGUUUUUAUUCAAUGUACAUAACACAGGUGGUGCCUCAGUUACUACUUUAUAUAAAAUAGUAUCUAUUACAAUUUUCAUUUCUGAUUUAGUAUUUUGGGUUUUGCUGUUUAUUGUUGUUGUUUUAAAGCAAUCUAAAUUUGGACCUUAGCAUUCACAUUUUUUUUUUUUUUGUACAGGUACUUAAUACAUAUUACACUACAGUUGACUUGUAAAGCUACUAAAAGCUUUGUAAUUACCUGAACUUGGAUUUUAAUAUCUGUUACAUAGAAUUUUUUAAAAAAUUAAUGAUACCACCAGAAUUAUUUC
Messenger RNA from Marmota flaviventris (yellow-bellied marmot), 3951 nucleotides. It is a transcript of the gene Itgav, whose product is annotated as integrin subunit alpha V. NCBI's taxonomy places the organism in Eukaryota, Metazoa, Chordata, Mammalia, Rodentia, Sciuridae. The record is from RefSeq and is a predicted model, not a curated record. Gene Ontology annotation, cellular component: integrin complex; external side of plasma membrane. Gene Ontology annotation, biological process: angiogenesis; cell-matrix adhesion; cell adhesion mediated by integrin. Gene Ontology annotation, molecular function: integrin binding.